GGAAAAAUUUGUAUUAAUUAAAGAAAAAAAAAUUUAGACUCUUAAGAGACAAAUUCUUUUCUCUUUUUAUUGUUGUUUAUUUCGCUUUUUUCUAAACUACUUAUAACCUUCCAAAGUUUGGACCAUAUUUUAUAUGAAACUAAACCUUCUGACCAUUUUUUGCCUGCUCUUCUCUCACCAGCGCUCCUUCCCUUAUAUCUCGGCCAUGGUGAACAACGGCACGGUGAGCUACGACCACGGGAAAGACGGCCGCUCGUCGGAGCUGGGGGGCUGCCCGGCCGACAUCAGGAACAGGAACCACGACACGUACCUCGCAAUUCGCUACUCCAGAGGGAGACUGACGGUGAUGAUCGAUGUGGACGACCAGAACGAGUGGAAGGAGUGCAUCGACAUCGGAGGCGUUCGUCUUCCUACGGGAUAUUUCUUCGGUGCGUCGGCAGCAACAGGAGAUCUUUCAG
Messenger RNA from Austrofundulus limnaeus, 458 nucleotides. Its product is annotated as vesicular integral-membrane protein VIP36. Gene Ontology annotation, molecular function: D-mannose binding. The record is from RefSeq and is a predicted model, not a curated record. Gene Ontology annotation, biological process: endoplasmic reticulum to Golgi vesicle-mediated transport. Lineage: Eukaryota; Metazoa; Chordata; Actinopteri; Cyprinodontiformes; Rivulidae. Gene Ontology annotation, cellular component: endoplasmic reticulum-Golgi intermediate compartment; Golgi membrane; endoplasmic reticulum membrane.